This is a messenger RNA of Diceros bicornis minor, 4671 nucleotides long. Its product is annotated as leukocyte immunoglobulin-like receptor subfamily A member 6. Lineage: Eukaryota; Metazoa; Chordata; Mammalia; Perissodactyla; Rhinocerotidae. The record is from RefSeq and is a predicted model, not a curated record. The transcript is spliced from 14 exons. Bases 2972 to 4369 code for a protein of 465 amino acids.
UAGACAUUGAGCGUGUGUCUCUGCUGAUCUGAGCUCUGCAGUGCAUCUUCCCUGAAGCGUCUCCAGGGCCUGGAUGACCACUGUCCAUGGGCUAACUGUGGGCCCCAGUGCCCCAGUGAAGACAGGGACCCUCCCCAAACCUACCAUCUGGGCUGAGCCAGGCUUUGUGAUCCCCUGGGGGAUACUCAUGUCCGUCUGGUGUCAGGGGACACUGGAGGCCCAGGAGUACUGUCUGGAUAAAGAGGGAAGCCCAGAGCCUGGGACUAGACAAAAGCCACAAGAGCCUCAGGACGAGACCACAUUCUCCAUCCCACACACAACAGAGCAAUAUGCAGGGCAAUAUCGCUGUUACUAUCUCAGCCCCACUGGCUGGUCAGAGCACAGUGACCCCCUGGAGCUGGUGGUGACAAGAUUCUACAGCAAACCCACCCUCUCAGCCUGUUGAGCCCUGUGGUGACCUCAGGGCAGAAUGUUACCCUCCACUGUGGCUCAUGGCUGUGAUAUGACAGGUCAAUUCUAAGGAAGGAGAACACAAGCCUUCCUGGACCCUGGACUCGCAGUUACACCCCAAUGGCAGUUCUAGGCUGUGUUCCCUGUAGGCCCUGUGAUCCCCUUCCACAGGUGGAUGUUCAGAUGCUAUGGCUGUUGCAGGAACUUCCCCCAGGUGUUUUCACAGUCUAGUGACACCCGGAGCUCCUAGUCUCAGAAGCAGCUGACAGCACGAGCCCAUCACACAACAAGUCAGACCCCAAGAGUGGUGAGCAGGAGAAAUUCUCAUCAUGGGUCUGGCACAGAAUGUUGUGUCCUAUCAAGGGGAGACUACACAGUGGAGAAUCUCAUCCGGGUGGACGUGACUGACUUGAUCCUGGUAGUCUUUGGGAUUCUGCUAUCUCAGGCUCCACACAGCCAGAGGAACAUAGAUGCAGCCAGGAGAUAAACACAAGAGACAACAAACCCACUGCUCAGUGAGGUAGAACCUUGAAAAUGGAUCUUAUGGACCCAGGAGGUUCUGAAAGAAAAUCUGCAUCAUAUGUUGGUUGAACUCGCUGCUGAGAAUAUUGAGAUAGUAACAUGGUUUGGGUGCAGGAAAAUGUCUGGGUGUUCCCAGUCAAGAUUCUUUCUCUACUUAACCACGGUGUUCCCCACCCCCCACCAUUGUUGAAUCUCCUUUACUCCCCUCUUUCUUUACUCACCCCUAUGACAUGAGGGUAUAUCCUUCAAUAUAUACCUGAGGGUAUAUAUAUGAGGGUUUCUAUCCACACCUAUACAUACCUUCAUGCUCUGGACCACUUUUUUUUUUUUUUGUGAGAAAGAUCAGCCCUGAGAUAACAUCCAUGCCAACCCUCCUCCUUUUCUUCCCCCCAAAGCCCCAGUAGAUAGUUGUAUGUCAUAGUUGCACAUCUUUCUAGUUGCUGUAUGUGGGACGCGGCCUCAACAUGGCCGGAGAAGCAGUGCGUCGGUGCACGCCCGGGAUCGAACCCGGGCCGCCAGUAGCGGAGCGCGCGCACGUAACUGCUAAGCCACGGGGCCGGCCCCUGGACCACUUUUGAUAAACAAAAUGUGGUAUCUCCAUAACAUUGGACUUUUAUUCAACCAUAAAAGGAAAGAAGUACUGAUACACACUACAGUGUGGGUGAAUAUCAAAAUUAUGAAACUAAGUAAAAGAAGCCAGACACAUUUUGUAGAAUUCCAUUUAUAAGAAACAGACAGAAAAAGAAAACCCAUAGAGACAGAAAUCAGAUUUGUGUUUGUCAGAGGCUGAGCUGGAGGAGGGAGUGGAGACUGACUCCUUCGUGUUUCUUUUGGGGUGAUGUAAAUCUCUUGGAACUAGACGGAAGCGGUGGUUGCAACAUUGUGAACUUUCUAAAUUUCAGUGAAUUAUGUAAUUUAACAAGGUCAACAAUGUGUUAUGUGGAUUUUACAUCAAUAAAAGGAAAUGCAAGUAAAAAGAACACGGUUUCUUGUAGGUCCCUUAUAUCUAGAGAAGUUUCCCCACGUCCCUGCAGAGUUUUAUCUGCGGUAGGAUCCUCACCAGAAAAGAGCUGCCCCAAGUGCCACAGAGCUUAGAGAUGAACACACUGCACUGAUGAAUUUUCACCUUCGCUCUUGAUCUGCUAGAGUAUGGAAUGCAGGAUGAUCAUUCCUGCAUCCUUUAAGUCUGUGGUCAUCUGCAAGUUGACCAAGGAUGUGGUUUGAUUCUGCUUUAUAUUGUUGGUUGAUUAGGAGAUCAGAUUUUGGUGCUUCCAAGUAGCCCUUCCUACCAUAAGUCUCUUACAGCACACGUCUUAAUCAGGCAUAGAAAUGACACCUGACUGAGAUUCUUCUAUUCUCAGGCACUACUGACCCCAUAACAACUCUGAGAGGUGGGGUUGUGAUCAAUUUCCUACAAUGAAGAAAAUGGGAGUGGGCAUGUUACCUGCUCGAAGUAGAUGAGCUCCAUGAGUCCAGGAGAGGAAUUGGUCAGCUUCACAAAUGAAUCUCAUGUCUGGACACAGUAACUGCUCAAUCAACACUGGUUGAUGCCCAGAUGGUGGAAGGAAGCAAGAAUAUUUGCAUUUACAGAGUCUCAGGAAAGGGAAAUGAUUUACCUCAGGUCACCAAGUUUCUGUAAAAGGCAGAGUCAGAAAUGGAACUGAAAUGGGCUGGCUCCUAGGCCCUGCGCUGUGUUCUCUACCCUCAUGUUCUGGGACAAGUGUCACUCUCUGGAUUUGGGUUUGACAUGAGCCAUGGUGGCAGUGCGUGGGGGGUCUGGCGAGUCCAGAUCUGGUCUGGAAGAUCCCUGAAGCCUGCUGGUCCUCAAUCCUAUCCUUCAGGGAGAGUAGAGUGAGGCCCUGGGAGGGGCUGUUCCCCUUCCUAUGAGGCCUCUAAUGAGGAACCGGUGACACGUCACACAGACUCUGUCACACCGCCUGCAUCUGUCUGUCCUGCUGGGCUCUGUGGAAUUUAUAAGUCACCGGUGCUGCUGGGGAUCAUGGGAGGCAGUGCCAGGACACCUACUCUCACUGCUCUUCUCUGCCUUGGGCUGUGUCACGGCCCAUGGGACCAGGUACAGACAGGAGUGCCUCCCAAACCCUCCAUCUGGGCUGACCCAGGACCCAUGGUCACCAUCAGGAGCCCUGUGACCAUCUGGUGUCAGGGGACUGUGCAAGCUGAUGUCUACUGUCUGUACAAAGAUAAGGUCUCCAAACCCUUGGACAUGGAGGUCCCACAGGACUCCAGCAACAAGACCAGUUUCUCCAUCGAAUCUAUGAGCUCACACACUGCAGGGCUGUAUCAGUGUGCAUAUCACACCAGCUGGAACGGCUGGUCAGAGCGCAGUGACCCCCUGCCCCUGGUGGUGACAGGAGAGUUCAGUGCACCAUCCCUCUCAGCCCACCCAGGCCCUGUGGUGGCAUCAGGAGGGAAAAUGUCCCUCUCCUGUAGCUCAGAGUUCACAUUGAACACUUUCCAUCUGCUGAAGGAGGGAGGAGCUGACCGGCCCAGACAAAUGGAAUCGAGGAGCUUUCGUGGGAGGUGGCAAGCUGUCUUCUCUGUGGGCCCCAUGAACACCUCCCACGGGGGCACCUACAGAUGCUAUGGUUCUUCCAGCUCCUCCCCCUAUGUGUGGUCACACCCCAGUGACCCUCUGCAUCUCGUGAUGACAGGCGUGUACAGGGAGCCCUCCCUCUUGGCCCAGCCAGGCUCGCUGGUGCUGUCUGGAGACAACCUGACCCUCCAGUGUCUCUCAGAGGCUGGUUUUGACAGAUUCGCUCUGACCAAGGAGAAGGGCCUCACACACCCCCAGCAUAUUCAUGGGCAGCACAGCCCCGACUUCCCCCUGGGCCAUGUGAACCACACCCACGGGGGCCAGUACAGAUGCUACAGUGGACACAACCUCUCCUAUGCAUGGUCGGCCCCCAGCGCCCCGCUGGACAUCCUGAUCGUGGGAAUGUAUGAUAAACCCUCCCUCUCAGCACAACCAGGGCCCUCAGUGUCCUGGGGAGAGAAAGUGACCCUGCUGUGUCGCUCUGAGAUCUGGUUGGAUACCUUCCAUCUGUCCAAGAAUGGGUCACUUGCUCCUUCCCUGCACCUUCAUCUGCAGGACAUGGCUCCACCCUUUCAGGCCAACUUCACCAUCAGUCCUGUGACCUCUGACCAUGAGGGGACCUACAGGUGCUACGGUUCAGACAGCACCUCCCCCUACCUGUUGUCACUUCCCAGCGACCCCCUGGAGCUCCUGGUCUCAGCCUCACAUCUCCAAGACUACACAGUGGAGAAUCUCAUCCGGAUGGGUGUGUCUGCCUUCAUCCUGCUGGUCCUUGGGAUUCUGCUAUUUCGGGCUUGUCACAGCACAAGGAGACCCCAAGAUACAGCCAGGAGGUCAUUGUGAGUUGGAGGAAUCAUUGUUCAUGUGCAAGGGCCAUGUCUGGACUUUUCUUCCAUUGAACAGUGGAACUUUCCUUCCUGAUUACAGCUGAGUUUUCUUGACUGGCUCCUGUAUUUCCCCAUUUCUGUGAAAUCAGCAUGUAUCUCACAUGGCAGAUUAGGGUCCUCACCUCCUCACACUUUCUUCCUCUGGUACACUUUUAUAUAAUACAUUUUUCUUUAUUUCUAGUUACCACAUACCAUGAUCUCUUUAUUCAGAUCAUGCAAUCUGUUUCAAUAAAUCAAUAAAUUGGCAUAACAAAGGUG